GUGAAAGGCUGCUGCCUCUCAAAACUCCCCGGCACUGCAUCACCAGCAGCAGCAGAUCAUGGCGUCUUCCGCCAUCUCCUUCUCAUGCACCCGCGUCGCACCGGAUGCAGCGUCCUCCAGCAACGAAAACAACAACAACAGAAAGACGAUGACGAGCAUCGUCUCUCCGUGCACUCACUCCCACCAAUACCCGAUUUCCAGGAUGGUUUAUGUUCGCAAGAGGGGAAGAAGGGAAAGAAUCCAUGCCCAUUCCCGUAUCUUUGCUUCUAUUGCAGAUGUUUCCCUGGACAAUUCCAUAGAAGGAGCCCCUCUUCCCAAAGGUGACACGUGGUCUGUUCACAAAUUUGGCGGGACAUGUGUUGGCACUGCCAAAAGAAUCAGUAACGUUGCAGAUAUAAUUCUUAAUGAUGCAUCAGAAAGGAAGUUGGUUGUUGUUUCUGCAAUGUCUCAGGUGACGGACAUGAUGUAUAACCUCAUUCACAGGGCCCAGUCACGCGAUGAUUCUUAUACAUCUGCAUUGGAUGAUAUUUUUGAAAAGCACAAACUAACAGCAACAGAACUACUUGACGGAGAAGAUCUUGAUAGAUUCCUAUCUCAGAUGCAUGAUGACAUCAGUAACCUUAAGGCGAUGCUCCGUGCAAUUUACAUAGCUGGUCAUGCUACGGAAUCUUUUUCGGAUUUCGUUGUAGGUCAUGGAGAGUUAUGGGCUGCCCAAAUGUUGUCAUUAGUAAUAAAAAAGCGAGGAAUGAGUUGCAACUGGAUGGACACAAGGGAUGUCCUUGUUGUAAAUCCUACCAAUUCCAAUCAAGUGGAUCCUGAUUACUCAGAAUCUCAGAGGAGACUUGACAAAUGGCUCUCUCAUAAUCCAGCAGAAACGAUCAUUGCAACUGGUUUCAUUGCUAGCACACCUGAAAAUAUUCCCACGACCCUGAAGAGGGAUGGUAGUGACUUCUCUGCUGCUAUAAUGGGUGCUCUUGUUAGGGCUCGUCAGGUCACAAUCUGGACAGAUGUUGAUGGUGUGUACAGUGCAGACCCUAGAAAAGUUAGUGAGGCUGUGAUAUUGAAGACAUUGUCUUAUCAGGAGGCGUGGGAAAUGUCAUAUUUUGGUGCAAAUGUUUUGCAUCCACGCACCAUCAUUCCAGUCAUGAAGUAUAACAUUCCCAUUGUUAUAAGAAACAUUUUCAAUCUCUCUGCUACUGGAACAGUAAUCUGUCAGCCUUCAGUGAAUGAAAAUGGAGAUUGCCAGGGCUUGGAAUAUGUUGUCAAAGGGUUCGCAACCAUAGAUAAUUUGGCCCUUGUAAAUGUUGAGGGAACUGGAAUGGCCGGUGUUCCUGGUACCGCCAGUGCCAUUUUUGGUGUUGUUAAAGAUGUUGGAGCUAAUGUUAUCAUGAUAUCUCAGGCCAGUAGCGAGCACUCUGUAUGCUUUGCUGUACCUGAAAAGGAAGUAAAUGCUGUUGCUGCAGCUUUGCAAUCUAGAUUUCGCCAGGCUUUGGAUGCUGGACGUCUUUCUCAGGUUGAGGUUAUUUCAAACUGUAGCAUUUUGGCAGCGGUUGGGCAGAAAAUGGCAAGUACUCCUGGAGUCAGUGCUUCUCUUUUCAAUGCACUGGCAAAGGCUAAUAUAAAUGUGCGAGCUAUUGCUCAAGGUUGCUCCGAAUACAAUAUUACUGUGGUGUUGAAACGAGAAGAUUGCAUUAGGGCUUUAAAGGCUGUGCACUCAAGGUUUUAUCUAUCAAAAACCACAAUAGCAAUGGGCAUUAUUGGACCAGGACUUAUUGGUGGCACUCUACUUGAUCAACUCAGGGAUCAGGCGGCAGUUCUUAAGGAAGAAUUUAACAUUGAUUUGCGCGUUUUGGGAAUCAUUGGUUCAAGGACAAUGACAUUGAGCAACUUGGGAAUUGACUUAUUCAAGUGGAGAGAACCUAAGGAUGAGAUGGCGGAAGUGGCUGACUUAGAGAAAUUUGUUGAACAUGUGCAUGGAAACCAUUUCAUUCCAAAUACUGUAUUGGUUGACUGUACAGCAGAUACAAAUGUUGCAAACCAUUACUACAAUUGGCUGCGUAAAGGAAUUCACAUAAUUACUCCAAACAAAAAGGCGAAUUCUGGACCACUUGACCGGUAUUUGAAGCUGAGAGCACUUCAGCGACAGUCCUAUACUCACUAUUUCUAUGAAGCAACUGUUGGAGCCGGUCUUCCAAUCAUUAGUACCUUGCGUGGACUCCUUGAAACUGGUGACAAGAUUUUGCGUAUUGAGGGCAUUUUCAGUGGAACUUUGAGCUACAUUUUCAACAACUUCGUAGGAAAACGGGCUUUCAGUGAGGUGGUAGCAGAAGCUAAACAAGCUGGGUAUACUGAACCUGAUCCAAGAGAUGACCUAUCAGGAACAGAUGUCGCCAGAAAGGUCAUAAUCCUUGCUAGAGAAUCUGGCUUGAGGCUAGAGCUCUCUGAUAUCCCCGUCCAGAGUCUUGUGCCAGAGCCAUUAAGAGCGAGUGCAUCGGCAGAGGAGUUCAUGCAGGAACUUCCAAAAUUUGAUGAAGACAUAGCAAAGAAAAGACAGGAUGCAGAGGCUGCAGGCGAAGUGUUGAGAUUCGUGGGAGUGGUGGAUGCUGUCAAGGCAAAGGGGCAUGUGGAACUGAGAAGAUACAAGAAAGAGCACCCAUUUGCGCAGCUCUCUGGAUCUGAUAACAUCAUCGCUUUCACGACGAUCAGAUACAAGGAGCAGCCGCUGAUUGUCCGCGGGCCAGGUGCAGGGGCCCAAGUCACCGCAGGUGGAAUAUUCAGCGAUAUAUUGCGGCUGGCCUCUUAUCUAGGUGCUCCAUCAUAGUAAGCAUCUACUGCAAACAAGUGUUAAAUUUCUUUCUAGCACAAUUAAUCUAAGUGAAUAUUUAUAUCGACAUCUCAUGAAAUUCCAUGCAUCCGUAGUGUUUGAGCUAUUGUUGAGUCUUUAAUCUAUGCUCUUAGAGUUACAUGAUACUUUUAAGGAAUGUUGUUAGUCAUGUAUUUAUGUCACUUUGUUUUGAGAUUAGAAAGGUUCUUUGACGCAAUGGUGUGUUGCUUAGCUUCUGAAUAUCACAGAGGCUCCACAUGGGCCUGCUUGUAUUGAUCGUUUUGAAAUGGUGUUCUUGAAGAGUUUGGUGGGAAAAGGAAGAAAUGUAAUAUUCAAACCAGUUUUAGGAAUAAACAAUCUAGUUUGUAAAAUUUUA
Molecule: messenger RNA, 3200 nt
Organism: Magnolia sinica
Lineage: Eukaryota; Viridiplantae; Streptophyta; Magnoliopsida; Magnoliales; Magnoliaceae
Product: bifunctional aspartokinase/homoserine dehydrogenase 2, chloroplastic-like
Exons: 18
Coding region: 59-2821 (920 amino acids)
Biological process (GO): L-homoserine biosynthetic process; aspartate family amino acid biosynthetic process
Molecular function (GO): homoserine dehydrogenase activity; aspartate kinase activity; NADP binding
Source: RefSeq, a predicted model, not a curated record